This is a messenger RNA of Topomyia yanbarensis, 918 nucleotides long. RefSeq lists its product as uncharacterized. NCBI's taxonomy places the organism in Eukaryota, Metazoa, Arthropoda, Insecta, Diptera, Culicidae. The coding region runs from base 90 to 893 and encodes 267 amino acids. The transcript is spliced from 3 exons. The record is from RefSeq and is a predicted model, not a curated record.
UUUGAUCCUGCAGAUCCUUCAUCCUUAUUUUAUUAUGACAUUUUGUUCACAGCACUUGUACCAGUUUUAAAAUUUUACGUAUCUUUAAGAUGGAUGAAUAUGUAAAAUCGUUCCUCAAACUUUGGGAGCUGGAGGAUUUGAUAACCAGAUUUGAAAUUGAGGAAGUUAACGAGAAGGCGUUCAAAUGUCUGUCGGACGAUAUUAUUCGGGAACUAAUACCUAAAUUAGGUAAAAGAGCAAUUUUCAAAAAAGCCUACCAAGAAUAUCGUGAUGCACUGGUAAGCGAUGUCCAGCCUGUUGUGAAACAGUCGACCGAUACUGUUCAAAAUGAAGCUUCGUCUGAAUCUCCCGUAGAAGUUAAAACAGAAAGUGUGGAGGAGGAAAAGGCUAAGGAAGAGGACAUCUCCGUUGACAUCAAAAUCGAAGUUACCGAUGACGACGAGCAUGUAGUGGAGGUUCUACAUCAUAAUUUUACGCCAAAACAGAAUGACGACUCGUCGACUCUGAACGUACAUUGCACCAAAAAUCCACAGCCUAAAGUCAUGAUUGAUCCUCUGGUUGAUUUUUCCGAGCAAGAUCUCAAAACAGCAGCCGAUUUACGCGCACUUGUUAAGGUGUGUCUUCACGAUCGCUUAAAGACGAGCACAUUCCUAACGCCCACCAAGCGGAGCAUACUAAGUGAAGAAAUUGUAAAGUUUCUGUAUGAUAAACAUAAAGGAGUUUUGAGCAACGAAAUACUGCAUGACUGGGCCCGAGCCGUGGAGGUGGUGUUCACUUCCGAAGUUACAGCAUUCUACUUUAGGCAAUCGGAAGAUGGAUCGCAGACUGCCGGCAAACUGAUCGAUUGCUACAGGAAAAUUAGGCGGUUGCGCAGUGGACAAGCGAGUGGUUGAAAAUAAAGUUGGUUAAAUAUUUGAA